Hyaloperonospora brassicae is the source of this 3921-nucleotide messenger RNA. The record is from the annotation of a GenBank genome assembly. Lineage: Eukaryota; Oomycota; Peronosporomycetes; Peronosporales; Peronosporaceae.
AUGGCGGCGUCCCCCGCGCCGCUUGCGACGGCCACAGCGACGGCCACAGGCGACGACGACGACCGCCGCGUGCGUCAACUGCUCCGCGACCUGAAGAUCGACACGGGUGACGUCGUGCUCUUUGACCGCAAGUGCUCGUCCAUGGGCAUCUACGGCGGCGCGAUCUGUGCCGGGGCGAAGCUCUUUGGCCAGACGCAGUGGGACCACAACGGCGUCAUCGUCCGCGUGCCGUCGCUCGCGCCCGAUGCACGGCCUGAGUCGCUCGAAGAUCAGCUGUUUGUGCUGGAAGCUGCGCUCACGGGCGUCAAGCUGCGGCCGCUCGUGGCUCGCGUCAGGCGCAGCCGCGGCCACGACGUCGCUGUGCGGAAGCUGCAGAUCGCACGGACGCGUGCGUUUCAAGACAUGGCCGUGGACUUUGCUUUGAGUGUGGUCAACGCUCCGUACGAAGACAAGUUGGCGCGGCUGUUCAAUGCUGGCGUGUCCGUGCCGACGAGAAUUGCACGGGAACGGCUGUUUGCCGCUCUCGUGGCGUCCAAGAAAGAGCUCUCGAGACUCGACGUGGAGCUCGCCCAUCGCGACAAGAUGUCAGUGUUUGAGAAAGAAGCGCUGCUGCAGGAGCGAGCAGCCGUGCAUGCGAGGUACGAGCGGCUAGGCGCAGAGCUACGAAGCAAGGAACGAUCGGUGUUUGAGAACGCUGUGGAAGUGCAGGCGACCAAGAUGUUUUGCUCGCAGUUAGUUGCCCGGUUUUACCAACACGUCGGCCUGUUGCUGCCGUAUCCGUCUGCGAACUCGUACUUGCCGAAACACUUUAGUGCGCGAGACGGCGGCGAGUUUGUAAAGCUGCAGCAAGGCGCGAGUUUCCUGCCCGAAAUCUCAUUGCGGCAAAACCUAGAGACAGAGACGAGGCGGUGGGCAACGAGAAUGCAGGAGAUGGAGGAACGGGGUCCGCGCGCUGCUGGGGAAGUAGCGGCUAUUGUGCAUUGCUUGCGGCGCCAUCAACUGUUCCACACAUUGAGCGAGCCAGACUUAUUGGCCGCAGCUUCGCAGUUUCGGCGUCGUGUGCUAGCAAGGGGAGAGGUGGUGUUUCAUCAAGGGACGCCAGGCGAUUGUUUCUACAUUAUCGAGCGAGGGCAUUGCGACGUUUUUGUCGACUACGACCAUCCGAUGAAGACACACGCCGUACUGCAUGCAGCAGAUGCCGGCAAUGUUCCAGAUCCAGAGCUUUCGCAGCGGACAGAGCUGCGGAGACACAAGACAAUUGUUCUGCCUGAGUUCAAGUCGUCAUCAAGUCGUGUGGGCAAGAACGAGCGCGUCCACGUGGCGACGAAUGGCCCAGGCAAUGCUUUUGGAGCGUCCGCGCUAAUUUACGACACCCCGCGACGUGCUACAUUACAGGCGAGCUAUUCGAAGCCAGACGACAAUGAAGAAGCUGUUGUUCUAUGGCAGCUCGACAAGCGAGCGUUCUGCGAGAUCUUGGCGCGUCAUCCAGGCACACAGCAGUCUCUGGAAGAUUGUCGCUUUUUGCUCGAAGUACUGGAGGACCACCCGCUGUUUGCCGAGCUCGACGAUCGUGCUAAGGCAUUUGCUGUGCGCAAGUGUUUUCCACUGAGCGUGCGAGCAGGUACGACUAUAUUGCGGCAAGGUGACCCGGGCGACUACUUUUACAUGGUUGAAAGCGGUCGUUGUGAGGUGUCGCGUUGUAAACCAAAGGUGGCGAACCCUUUUGUCGACCGGGUCAUUGGACGUGGUGCUAGUUUUGGUGAAGCUGCGUUGUUGUACAACAGCCGUCGCGGUGCCUCGGUGAAGGCGCUCGAAGAUGCUAAGAUAUGGUGCAUGGACCGUGCAAGCUUUCUCACGAUCACACGAAGUGGGUCUGCUGCCCUGCACAAACUAUUCCAGAAAAUAGGCACCACGGUUGUCCCUGGUUCGAACGAGAGUUUUGCGACGGAACGUGACUUGCGUCGGAUGCUCACGGACCCUCAGCAUAUGCAACUGGUCAAGCAUGGUGAUACGGAGGACGACAACGAGGACGAAAAGAGGGACAAGAUGGCAGCCCAUUCUGUCUCCCUGCUUGCGCCGCAGUCGUACAAUCGCGCGGUGCAGCUUGCGUUAUCACUUUUGCUCAACGACUCGUCCGGGCUCGUCAACUUUUCCCAGUUUGCCCAUUUUCACAUCGCCUUGGGUGCUUCCAAUAUCGACCAGCUUCUGUCAGAAGCUGCGUUCCGUGUACUGAAAUCCGUGACGGACACGUACAACGAGGGCGAUGCGCGCGUACUGAGACCGUCUACAUCGCCAUUUAUUUUCGACCAGGUCGGUCCGGACCAAGCUAUGAUCAAACUGAACGAUCUUUCUCGUGCUAUCCGCCAGUGGUUGUCUACCGGUAAGGAGACAGCAAAUGGUGCUGUCGAUAAGCCGGAGACACCGGUUCAUUUGACGCCUGGACGCUUGGCAUUUUAUGAGCGGUUGUUUGACUUGCCAGCGCAUCAGUUGGGCGAUCAAUACGUUACGCACGACGACCUGGUGCGUGGAAUCACAGCGUUUGAAAUGGAGGACGCUCGACUAGGAGAUGACCUACAAGAUGAUGACGAUGAUGCUCGAUCGGACGACGUAAUAGCAGCCAAAGUAGAGUUCCGAGCGUUUCUUGCUGCCCUCAAGUCCGAUAUCAGCGCGCUGCGUACCAUCUGGCGCGCCGCGAAGCUACAAGCUCACGGUGGGGAUAAGGCGGGCAAAUUUGAUGACCGACAGGAGCUCACGUUGGAGGCCAACCUCAAGUCUGGUUGGAUCGCUGCUCUUCGUCUGAAUCCCACAGGCAGUGACUGGGAAUACUUGCGACCUGAGAUGGAAGACGAGAGUCAUCAGAAGGCGGCUUCCGACGGGACCAGUGCGACGUGUUCUGGACAGCACCUGACAGGUCAAGUCACGUCGCUUGCUGCUGCGAUUGCUGCAGGUGCCUUGGCUCGCACUGCGUGUGCACCGUUGGAGCGGCUGAAAAUGCUCAUGCAGUUGUCGAUACCAACGCCAAGGCCUGUCUCAGCCAUGACUGCGACCACAAGACCCAUGCUCAGCACUCCCCCGUACGCAUCAUUGACAAGGGGCAUUUUGAACAUGGUGAAGCUCAGCGGCAUGCGUAGCUUGUUCAGUGGCAACCUCGCGCACUGUAUCUGGGCGGUGCCCCUGGUACCCACAAAGCUCGUGUUGUGCCGUAUCUACCAACAUCAAGUUGGUCGUUCGCUUCCUGGGUCUCCUUCGCCAUCCGGUGCGAUCGAAGUGAAUAGGCCCCGAGUAUCUGCGACGUUGGCGAAUCUCGUGGCGAAUGGUCUCGCGGGUCUGGCGCUCCAUGGUUUAUUCUACCCGUUGGAUGUCAUCCGUGGACGCCUCGCUGUGCAGCAGUACUACAAUGCAACUCGGCCGGCGCGUGGCAUCGUGGACUGCGCUCGCUCUGUCUAUGACAGCGCAGGCGUGCGUGGAUUCUACCGAGGCUUUGUCCCAGCAAGUCUCGGCGUCUUCACUUACAUCGGGUGCAGCGUUGCUCUGUACGAGUCUUUGCGGCCAAUCUUUGUGCUCUACGACACAGAGGACACGCACCAUCAGCUUGGACGCCCAAGUGUUCCUGGCCAGAUCAUGUGUGCUGCCACGGCAUCGAUUGCGUCGCAGUACGUUUCGUAUCCGUUUGACGUCAUCCGGCGGCGAGUUCAGCUACAAGGCGCCAAGUGGCAUCCAGAACUCGUCUUUCCAACAUACAAGAGCGCGUGGCACUGCGUGAAAGUAUCUGUUCAAGAAGACGGAGGUGGUGUCCGCGGUUUGCGCUCGCUGUAUCGGGGUAUGUCCGUGAAUGCUGUCAAGGCUCUGCCGCCCACAGUCAUCUCGUUCCUCAGCUAUGAGAAGCUGUGUGAGCUCGAGCACAGCGUAGACGACGCCUAG